AUGUCGAAAAGAAAAGGGGCGGCAAAGCUUUUGACUCUAACGAGACCGCGAGUGAGAUUGACUAAAGAGACUCAUUCCACUUAUAGGACAUCGAACUCGAAAGUGAAGCCUCACCGGAAUUGGAACGGUGUUGCGACAUUGUCAGCAAAAGAAUGCGAGUUAGUCUGUCAAAAACCAGUCCACUCGCCUCCGGAAAGGGGCUCUUUCGCUGAAGGAAGCUCUGCAACUGAAGUCGGUUGA
This is a messenger RNA of Sclerotinia sclerotiorum 1980 UF-70, 240 nucleotides long. RefSeq lists its product with no specific name. The record is from RefSeq and is a predicted model, not a curated record. The transcript is spliced from 2 exons. Lineage: Eukaryota; Fungi; Ascomycota; Leotiomycetes; Helotiales; Sclerotiniaceae. Bases 1 to 240 code for a protein of 79 amino acids.